CCUCUCUUAUCGCAGUCCCGUCCCUCUUCUCAGUAUCCACACCAUCCACCAUCAUGUCCGUCAAGUUCCAGGACGUGAAGAUCCAGGAAACCGUCCAAGAUGUCGCCGAGACAUCUCUCCGACAAGAAACCAAGGAGUUGGCGCACAAGGUUGGCGAGCGCCUGACUGGAGGAAACCCUCAGACCGGCUAUCUCGCGAUGUAUCUGCGCGAACUGCAGGCCAACCCUCUGCGCACCAAGAUGUUGACCUCCGGUGCCCUCUCCGCGGUGCAAGAAUUCCUCGCCUCUUACCUCGCCGGUGAUGUCACCAAGCAUGGCCAUUACUUCAGCUCCCGUGUUCCCAAGAUGCUUCUGUAUGGCAUGUUUAUCAGUGCCCCUCUGGGCCAUGUGCUGGUUGGCGUCCUCCAGCGCGUCUUCGCCGGCCGCACCAGCCUAAAGGCCAAGGUUCUCCAGAUCCUCGCCAGCAAUCUGGUUGUUUCGCCGAUCCAAAAUGUUGUCUACCUGGCAUCGAUGGCGAUCAUCGCGGGCGCGCGGAACUUCCACCAGGUUCGCGCCACCGUCAAGGCCGGUUUCAUGCCCGUCAUGAAGGUCAGCUGGAUCACCUCGCCUCUGGCUUUGGCCUUUGCCCAGAAGUUCCUCCCUGAGCAGACUUGGGUGCCAUUUUUCAACAUCAUCGGUUUCUUCAUUGGGACCUACGUCAAUACCCACACCAAGAAGAAGCGCCUGGAGGCUCUCCGCAAGCAUUACAAUCAACGCCGUGGCCCCGGCAGCGAGUACGAGAAGGGUGACUACCGGUAAAGAUGUGUAUAUACCGCGCAAUUCAUAAAUCCCGUGCAUGGGUCGAGCACGCGCGAUAGACCUCUAUGAUCCGUAUUCUUGUCAGUCACAGCCGAAGAAUCGCAUCACGGCAUAUAGAUCAGUCGACCCUCCUACCCUCCUCGCCUCACCCUUCCUCUGACCUCAAAACUACUUUCUCAUGUGAUUUUUCUUUUUUUUUUUUUUUUUUUUUACCCACCUCCCCUCAAGACAUACUCAUCGGAUUUCUCUUGCGUGUGCGAGAUGAGGC
Molecule: messenger RNA, 1065 nt
Organism: Aspergillus ochraceoroseus IBT 24754
Lineage: Eukaryota; Fungi; Ascomycota; Eurotiomycetes; Eurotiales; Aspergillaceae
Product: Mpv17/PMP22 family protein
Exons: 4
Coding region: 54-797 (247 amino acids)
Cellular component (GO): membrane; cytoplasm
Source: RefSeq, a predicted model, not a curated record